ACACUAGGAUCUCUGAAAAAUUCCUAUUUAGGUUGUGACAACGUUCACUGAGAGGGCGCAAGCUUGCGGUUUUAUAACUUUCGAGGUCGUAGCUGGGAGCUGGGAGCUGGAAGGGCUUGAGGCUUGAUGAGUAUGGAGGGUGGUAGAGUGUGUAACCUACAAGUGAACAGAGAGUGAAAUUCAUAACAUCAAUUAAUUACGUGGGUUGAACUUGCCAUUAUGACAUCCAAGACAGUGUUCAUAACUCAGGAAGGGCCAGCGAAUGCCCUAGCUCUCAACAAAGACAAUACCCAAGUUGUGAUCGCUGGACGUAAUGUGUUCAAGAUUUUUACCCUUUUGGAAGAGAGGUUUGAAGAAGUUUGCAACCUGCGAGUUGGCAAGAAUCUUAAUCUAAACUUCUCUUGUAACGAUGUUGCGUGGAACUUAAUCGAUGAUCACAUAUUGGCUACUGCAGCCACCAAUGGAGCUGUUGUAGUAUGGAAUUUAAAUCGUCCCUCACGUUCAAAACAAGAACAUGUUUUCAUAGACCACAAAAGAACAGUGAACAAAGUUAGCUUUCAUAUGACAGAGCCCAUGUGGCUGAUAUCAGGCUCUCAAGAUGGGACGAUGAAAUGCUUUGAUCUGAGAGUCAAAGAAGCUGCAAAAACGUUCUAUAGCAACACCGAAUCUGUCAGAGAUGUUCAAUUUUCCCCGCAUCAGCAAUAUACCUUUGCCGCUGUAUCAGAAAAUGGUCAUGUCCAACAGUGGGAUCUGAGGAAACCUGAUCGAUGCUUUCAGCAUUUUACAGCUCACAGUGGGCCAAUUUUUGCUUGUGAUUGGCACCCUGAAGCAUCUUGGCUAGCAACAGCCUCACGUGAUAAAACGAUCAAGGUCUGGGAUAUUUCUGCUAAGCCUACCUGCGAAUAUACUAUUCAUACAAUAGCAUCUGUUGGCCGUAUAAAAUGGCGACCUCAAAGAAAAUACCAUAUUGCAAGCUGCGCCUUAGUCGUUGACUGUAGUAUAAAUGUAUGGGAUAUCAGAAGGCCCUAUAUACCAUUUGCAAGUUUUAACGAGCACAAAGAUGUUCCUACUGGUGUAGCAUGGAGAGGAGAUCCACAAUAUUUCCUGUCAACCAGCAGGGACUGUACGUUAUAUCAUCACGUAUUCAAAGACGCCACUAGACCAGCAAGCAAAGCAAACCCUCAAGGUAUUGCGCUUAAUUCUAAAGGUGACGUCGCGUAUGCUUGUAAAAUUAGUGUUAAUGCGCCGACCACUGUAAAACAAUUGACUAGUAUAAUGAGGAAAUCCUCUGCAAGUAACGAUACCUUCUGCAUGGCCUCUAGCAUGAUGCACAGAUUCACAGAAACUGCACCGCGUGAACCCAAGUGGUUCAAAGAAUGUGCUGAAGGAUACUUACUCAGCGGAAGACUGAAUGAUAUUUGUGACCAUAAUGCAGCUGUUGCCAUUUCUGCGGGCAGAAAUGACAUAAGCACAGUGUGGAGUAUUAUGAAAACAUUGUAUGCAAAUCCACUCGGUGACAUGUUGAAAUCGUCUCCAAAUGUUUCUAAAGAGGAUACUGUGAAUACCCUAAAUUUGGCUCAAAUUGCCAUCGGAUCAACAGUUGAUCAGUCUAAUACAGGUCAUGAAAAUGAUGUGAAAUCUUUACAAGGAGAGGCACCUGGUGUGAUAAGUGGUGGAGAUGAUGAAACUGAAACUGACGAAACAACUGAAAAUCAAAAUUUUAUUGGGCCUAUACUACCCAGCUAUCGGCGUUCGUUACCCGGGCACAAACGGCAACCGAAAGGGGAUUUCUUUUUCGGAGAAGGAGAAUUGGAGCCAAUAGCGAUGGAAUAUAGUCCCGGAUACAUACAGAACCUUAUGAAUCACGAAAACGAUUGGACAUUACCUAAGGAAGCAUUCCCUUUACGACACGAAAUACAGGACAGAUCUCCACCUCCUGAACAAUUUCCAAAUCAUUCUCCGGAUAUGAAUGACAACGACUCAGGAUCUGUCACAGUAGAAGAUCAACCUUGCGAAUUAAUAGUGACAGCUGUUCCUAAACCGUUAUUUUGGGACCCCACACAACUGAUUGAAGAAGCUCUGAGGCACCAUGCAGCAAUUUUAGAUAUUCAAACUUCUGCAUCGAUACUCAUUGCUCUUGGAGAAAGGCGGAAUAGUUUGAACAUUGAGGCAGCCACUCAAGAGCACUGGCUAUUAGAGUAUAUCGACAUGCUGGGGAGAUUUAAAUUAUGGGAAAUCGCCACUCAAAUUAUACAAUUGGCCUGGAUGCCGUCUGUUUCUCAAUUGAAUCAACAGUCAACCACGAUACAUGCCUGCUGCACAACGUGUACAAAGCCAUUGCAAAGGUCUGCGUGGCUUUGCGAUCGAUGUCAUACAUCAACACACGCUCUUUGUUCAAUUUGUCACCAAGUUGUACGCGGUGCUUACGCGUGGUGUCAAGGCUGUGCCCACGGGGGACAUGUGGUUCACAUGAGUGAGUGGUUCGAAAGUAAUCGCCAAUGUCCAACAGGCUGUGGUCACGUAUGUGAAUUUACUUAAUUUUGAAACUUUCUUUUUAUUGGGUCAAACGUUAGUAUUUUAAAAAUCAAGACUGCCCAUAUGCUCAGCUAGUAAAGAGCACUGUAUAUAAUGGAAGAUGUAUAUGUAUAGGUGUGCCAGUUUCUACGUAACUGACAAUCUUGAGAUACUAAGUACUUAUUUCAUGUCAAAAUGGCACGAAUCUAGUCAUCAGAUGUAUUCUUACAGCAUAUUUUCUAUGUUCUGAAAAUGAGAGUCUGAUAACUUAUGACCUACUUGUAUGACCUACGACCAAAAGAAAAUUACAGGGAAGGGUUCUCAUUUUUAAAUCACUUCGAAACGCGUUGAUAAAAUUUUCAUCAACCGUGUAUUCAUAUUAAAGGUACAUAAAUUAUAUUACAAUUCGUCCAGUGAUUCACUGACUGAUUUAAGUGGAUAGUAUUGUGUAAUAUAUGUAUAUAUUAAUAAAUUCAACGAGGAACUCUCGUAAAUUUUUGAUACAUGAAAAUUUCAUUUAUCAGCAACUUAUAUAAAUCUGGCAAAGUUUGUAUAAACAUCGAUAGACAAGUGUAUAAAUUAACCGGAUAUUGUCAUAAUUGAAUCUUACGUAAACAAUGUGACCUGUUGCUGCCUUUUUUUUUUUUCUAGGGUUGAUUUAAUUUUCUUUUAGCUAUGAUACCGUA
Messenger RNA from Athalia rosae (coleseed sawfly), 3200 nucleotides. RefSeq names its product GATOR complex protein WDR24 (gene Wdr24). The transcript has 13 exons. The coding region runs from base 220 to 2538 and encodes 772 amino acids. Gene Ontology annotation, molecular function: protein binding. Gene Ontology annotation, biological process: positive regulation of TOR signaling. The record is from RefSeq and is a predicted model, not a curated record. Lineage: Eukaryota; Metazoa; Arthropoda; Insecta; Hymenoptera; Athaliidae.